AAGCAUACCGCAGCCCGCCAUGGAUGCGACGAUUGGUGACCCGAACACAGCAUGGUCAGUUGAGAGGGCAUUCGAGGGGCGUCCGCAGCCAGGGGUAUGGGGGCAGGUGACGCCGCGGGCAAUGCUCAUAGCGAUUCUUCUCGGCAUCAUCUUCUGCUUCGUGUCACUCCGGAUCCACAUGGUGGUCGGCAUCGUGCCGGGGCUCAACAUGCCCACCAGUGUCCUCAGCUUCUACUGCCUCAAAUGGGUUGUCACCUUGCUGCGCCGCUGUGGCAUCAUCGCACUGCCCUUCACGCGCCAGGAGAACAUCUUCCUCCUCACCAGUGUCAACAUUUGCAUCACCAUCGCGCUCACUGGCGGCUUUGCUACCUAUAUCAUUGGAAUGACUUCCACGGUUGCCAGAACAUUUGCUGAUGAUAUAGAUCCUAGAGAAAUUGUUGAGCAUGUACCAACUGGACAAUGGAUGUUAUUCCUCUUCCUUAUUGGUCUCAUGGGAAUAUUGUCCAUCAUACCAUUUAAGGAGAUCAUGCUCAUCGACUACAGGUUAUUGUUCCCAACGGGAACAGUUACAGCUCACCUAAUUAACAGCUUCCACACCCCUCAAGGAGCAUAUGUUGCCAAUCUGCAGGUCAUGGCUCUACUCAAAUCAUUUGCUGGUAGUUUUUCCUGGUCUUUGUUCCAGUGGUUCUAUACUGCAGGAAAUGAUUGUGGUUUCCAGUCCUUUCCUGCAUUUGGAUUAGAGUUAUAUAAGCGUAGAUUCUAUUUUGAUUUCUCAGCAACGUACAUUGGCCUCGGUAUAAUUUGCCCAAUACUGGUAAACUUUUCGUUGCUAUUUGGGUCUAUCAUAUCCUGGGGAUUCUUAUACCCAUAUCUUGAAAGUAAAAAGGGCCAAUGGUAUCAUACAAAUAGUCCUACAAGUUUGGAUGGGUCGAAUGGAUACAAGGUAUUCCUUGGCAUAACAAUGAUCCUGACUGAUGGCAUUUUUAACUUUCUCACACUCAUCAUUAGGGCCUCAAUUGAUUUCUACCACAAAUGGCAACAAAAGGACUCAGGGAUGACUAACUAUAGCACCAAACACACCAGCCUUAACUAUGAUGAUCGUAAAAGGAAUGGAGUAUUUCUGAUAAAUCAAAUGCCCAUUUCUAUAUUAUUAUCUGGAUACAUCACAUUUGCAACAGUAUGCUCAGUUGUUAUUCCAUCUAUCUUUAAUCAGAUUAAAUACUACCAUGUGGCAGCAUUAUACGCCUUUGCACCACUUUUUUCCUUUUGUAAUGCCUAUGGAACAGGAGUGACGGAUUGGUCAGUUGCACCAACUUAUGCCAAGAUCACAAUCUUUGUCAUCGCAGCAUGGGUUGGCAAACCUGAUGCCAUUAUUGCUAGUCUUGUAUCUUGUGGGAUAACCAUGGCAGCUGUUCAUUGUUCUUCACAGGUAAUGCAAGACCUUAAGACAGGUUACAUGACACUAACCUCAUCACGGGCUAUGGUCAUAGGACAGAUCUUUGGUGUCAUAAUUGGCGCUAUUAUCAAUCCAUGCAUCUACCUUGCCUUCGAAACAACUGCCAAACUGAAUGCUCCGAUUGGAUCAAGGCAAUCAGAAUACCCAUGUCCCUAUUCAGGUGUCUACCGUGCCAUUGGGCUGAUGGGCAUCGGAGGUGUGAAGGAGCUACCACAGCACUGUAUUUUGUUUUGCCUUAUUGCCUUUUUCAUCACAGCAGCCAUAAAUUUCCUUAGAUUGGUUGCUCAGAAGAAAGGUUGGGGAGUUCAAAAUUAUGUGCCUAGUAUGACAGCAAUAGCAAUACCGUUCUUCACUGGAUCUUUCUUUACCAUAGACAUGUGCUUGGGUCAUGCAUUGCUGCUUGUCUGGACUAAAAUCAACAGACAAAGUGCAGAGUUGUUGUCAUCAGCACUUGCAGCAGGUUUGAUAUGUGGUGAAGGACUAUUUCAAAUGCCAGCAGCACUACUUAGCAUCUUCAAAGUGCAUCCACCAAUAUGCAUGAAGUUUAUUCCUAGCGGAAAAGAAGUUCAGGUGGUGGAUUCAUUCUUAAGAAAUUUGGAAACACCUUCAAGGACAUGAAAAAUGUAUUCUAGAAAUGUUUAAUAGAUUCUCUUACAGCCUGUUAAAGUAAAUUAUGCUAGCUGGUAUACUUUAAUUUUUUGAGUAAAUAUCACAAAACCACAGUGUUUAGACACAUCUCUCCCUGUUGAAGCUAAUUCUUUUUUUUUUGAAUUGUCUAGUUAACUCAUGUAUAACUAAUAGGCUAAUGGAAUAUUUCUUGAAGGUUCUAGGUAACUCAUGUA
Molecule: messenger RNA, 2298 nt
Organism: Oryza brachyantha (malo sina)
Lineage: Eukaryota; Viridiplantae; Streptophyta; Magnoliopsida; Poales; Poaceae
Product: probable metal-nicotianamine transporter YSL3
Exons: 6
Coding region: 20-2074 (684 amino acids)
Cellular component (GO): membrane
Molecular function (GO): oligopeptide transmembrane transporter activity
Source: RefSeq, a predicted model, not a curated record